GCGGAAUUUCUGGGUGCAGAUAGGACCACUCCUCUCUCUGCAUAUAUUUUUUUUCUCUCUCUCUCUCUCGACAGUCGGGGCUCGCUGGUGGUGAGGAGGGGGAGGGUGGUCUUGCAGUCGACGAGAGAAACAGGAGUUUAUUGAGGAGUAGCUGCAACGAGAGAGAAAAACGCAGGCAACUGAGCGCCGCUGCCUUGCGGAUGGAGAGGAGAGAGAGAGAGAGAGAGAGAGAGAGAGAGAGAGACAGAGAGAGAGAGGGGAGGAAAGAUCGCGCUCGGACGAAUGACCACUCUGUGCCGACUAACUGCCUCCUGAAUUGUUUAACUUGUUGAUGCGACGUCGGCUAUUUCUGUCGUUUUCGCUUUAUUGUGUGGCUGCAGUGACAGAUAGAUGGGAGGCGGAAUCGCAAGUAUUCUCUCUAGAAGAUUUGAUUCAACUCACAGUGGAUGCAGUUUAAAGAACAACCUUCACUAAGAUGCUAUUCAUCUCUGAGCCAUAGCACUGUGAAAACCGGACCAGGGUUAUAUUAAACACUACAGGUCAGCAUGGCAGCAGGUGUAGCGGCAUGGCUCCCGUUCGCCCGAGCGGCGGCCAUAGGGUGGAUGCCCGUGGCGAGCACUCCCAUGCCCAUCCCUCCCCAAGACAAGAAAAAAGUCCAGGAGGGACUCAUCAUCCUCAACGUGAGUGGGACUAAGUUUCAGACGUGGAGGACCACUUUGGAGAGAUACCCGGACACUUUGCUUGGGAGCACGGAGAGAGACUUCUUCUUCCACGAGGAGACAAACGAGUACUUUUUUGAUCGUGACCCUGACAUCUUUCGACAUGUCCUCAAUUUUUACCGCACGGGGAAACUGCACUACCCGCGCCAAGAAUGCAUAUCUGCUUACGACGAGGAGCUGGCGUUCUUCGGUAUAAUCCCUGAGAUCAUUGGGGACUGCUGUUACGAGGAGUACAAGGACCGGAGGCGCGAAAAUGCAGAGAGGCUUCAAGAUGACGAGGAGAUGGACAUGAGCAAUGACGUCACGCCGGUAAACCUGACGUACCGUGAGUUCCUGUGGCGGGCUUUUGAAAACCCUCACACCAGCACCUUAGCUCUGGUCUUCUACUACGUCACAGGCUUCUUCAUUGCCAUAUCAGUGAUGGCAAACGUGGUGGAGACGGUGCCCUGUGGGACUAUGCCCAACAGGUCGAAGGAGAUGUCUUGUGGAGACCGUUACGCGCUGGCUUUCUUUUGUUUGGACACGGCGUGCGUCAUGAUAUUCACUGUCGAGUAUCUCAUGCGUUUAGUCGCAGCUCCAAGUCGCUACAAGUUCAUGAAAAGUGUGAUGAGCGUCAUUGACGUGGUCGCCAUCAUGCCUUACUACAUUGGCUUGGUCAUGACAGACAACGACCAGGUGAGCGGUGCUUUCGUCACGCUUAGAGUCUUCCGAGUCUUUCGGAUUUUCAAGUUCUCCCGGCACUCCGCGGGGCUGCGCAUCCUGGGUUACACCUUGAAGAGCUGCGCCUCCGAGCUGGGCUUCCUCCUCUUCUCCCUCACCAUGGCCAUCAUUAUCUUUGCGACGGUCAUGUUUUAUGCAGAAAAAGGCUCCACAGCCAGCAAGUUCACCAGUAUCCCUGCCGCGUUUUGGUACACCAUUGUCACCAUGACAACACUGGGGUACGGGGACAUGGUGCCAAAAACAAUCGUGGGGAAGGUGUUUGGGUCCAUAUGUUCUCUGAGUGGGGUGCUGGUCAUUGCCUUGCCUGUCCCUGUCAUAGUGUCAAACUUCAGCCGCAUAUACCACCAAAGCCAGCGGGCAGAGAAACGACGAGCCCAGAGGAAAUCUCGAGUUGCUAAAAUCCGUGCUGCGAAGAUUCGAGGCACUAAUUCCUAUAUGCGCUACAAACAAAACGGGCUCCUGAUCGACUCGCUGGAGGAGGCCUCCAAGAAGGCAGGACAAGCCCUGGUGGGGAAGGCCCCCAGUCCUCCUUUUGAGAGCCAACAUAAUCACCUGCUGCACUGCCUGGAGAAGACCACGAAUCACGAGUUUGUGGACGAGCAGACGUUCCAGUCCAACUGCAUGGAGAUCUCCGUGAUGAACAAGUCGGGCUCGCAUGCGUCCUCGCUGUCCUCGUCUCCGCACGGCCUCAGCUCGUGCUGCUCUCGGCGCCACAGGAAGAAGAGCAGUUUCAGCCUGCCCAGCACAAACAACCAGGAGCUGAGCACCAUACAGAUCAGAGAGAGGCCGGUAGCCAACAGUCGCUCCAGUCUGAAUGCCAAACUCAACGAGACGGUACCCUUGAAAUAUGAUGAAUCUUACAUCACUCCAUCCAUGGUCAGCCUUUCUGCCCCCGUGGUCACCUCAUCAGACGGGCACGGCUCCAACACCACCACCACCACCACCGCAUACUCUCAGAGCAACAUUGUCCGAGUAUCUGCCUUGUAGUUGUCACGCCUACCCGAUCAGCUAACUGGUCUGAAGAAAGCACCAGAUGCUGAGGAGAGGGACCACCGAGCAUCAACCUGCCAUAAUCUAGAGGGAUUAUAAGAUUAGCAGAAGUCGGGGGGUUUUUGAAGAAGUGAUCUCAUCUGAUGUCAAACUCUGCAUGGUAUUAGAGCGAUGUGGACGGCUGCCUUGGAAAUGAAGAGCGAACCAGCAGAUCCUGCUCCUUUAAAGCACAGCAGAGCGAGGAAGCGUUUGGGAUUGCGAUGGUUAUCGUUGUUGCCUAAAAAUAACUGAGAAAAAAAACCCUUUAUUUUUGAAUAUGUAAUGUAGUCGUAUUUGUUGUCUUCUGAUUCCAUGGAGCAAAGGCAGAUGUUGCAAAAGUCAUUCCUGAUGGCCUCUGAUGACAAAGCACACAUUUCCGUAACAGAGGGCCAUCCCUGUGAAUAUGAAAAUCAGUCAAAGUACAUUUGAAACCUUCACUCCACAAUCACAAUAGAUUAUUUUGAAACCCCUCGAUCGACUGGUUUCAGAUAGUCCCCUCACUGUUGUAAAUUCAAAGAACAAACACCCGCUGGAAUGGAAAACUGUUGUGAAUAUUCAUUAACUUGACUCAUUAACUGGUUGAUGUCAUUGCUCGAUGAGUAAAAUAUACUCCGCAUCCCGACAUGUUUGUGAAACGUGCAAGUGAAAAUGACUAAACUGACAAAAUCUGUGUUAGCUUACAUACUUGACAUUCUGAUAUGGAUCUAUGUGACAGCUACUGUCUUUAAUUAACAAUUGAUAUUGAGAACUAUACAGGGUACAUAUUAGUUAGGUCACAAGGUAGAAAUAUGAGUGAAUGUCAACUAAUAUUAACCCUUUUGUGGACUCAUAAGUGUGGACCUUGAACUCUACACGAAAGAGUGUAAACCAUUAAAUCCAUUGCGUUCCUCUUGAAUUCUAAUACCCCUAAGCGAGACUUGGUAGAUUUCACUGUGUUAAAAGGCCAUUUUGUACAUUUUUCAUACUGUAAAUAUCUCAGUUACAACUUUAUCAGCAGCAUUGGAAGUUGGCUCCUCUUCUUUCUAGAUUUAGUUGAAAGUUGUUGGCAUACUAUUUCUGUCUGUUACCUGAUUGAAUUAAGGAUUUGCAUGCUGUCAUUGCAGACUUCUGUUUUAUUAAAAAGUAUGUCUCUUCUU
Labrus mixtus (cuckoo wrasse) is the source of this 3604-nucleotide messenger RNA. RefSeq names its product potassium voltage-gated channel subfamily D member 2-like. Gene Ontology annotation, cellular component: voltage-gated potassium channel complex; membrane. Gene Ontology annotation, molecular function: A-type (transient outward) potassium channel activity; protein binding. The transcript has 7 exons. Gene Ontology annotation, biological process: potassium ion transmembrane transport; protein homooligomerization. Lineage: Eukaryota; Metazoa; Chordata; Actinopteri; Labriformes; Labridae. Bases 546 to 2426 code for a protein of 626 amino acids. The record is from RefSeq and is a predicted model, not a curated record.